AAAGCUCAGUGACCUCAGCGAGGUAGAGUUUCUACUCAGUUGCGUUGCUAAAACACCUGUAGACGUUCAGAGUUUAGAUAUCGAUUACCCGAGUUUGCGGAACCAUUUUUGAAUACUUUUAACCACUUUGUUUUACGCUGAGCUUUGAUUUUUACCAAAGAGGGCAGUGGCAGACUUGCCGAAUAUGGGGCCUCUUGCCAGUCGGGACGUGUUUUCGUGGUUGUUGUUGGCUUCUGUUCUCCAGGUGUCGAGUGUUCGUUUGGCGGAGGCCAGUUACCUGUGCACUGCAUACCUGAACAUUUCAUACACCAACCCUGAAACUAACAAAAGCACCUGGUUUCAAGAGGAGAUGGGGCUGUAUGGACAAGACUCACCCAAAGCUUAUGUCAAGGGGAACGUGUAUUUAGCUUCUCCGAUCUAUGGCUGUGAUGAUGACACCGUUUAUGGCCGACCGAACGGCUCUAAGGGCUGGAUCGCCUUAAUCCAACGCGGAAACGGCUGCACUUUUACCGAAAAAAUUAACAUUGCGGCUAUGAACGGGGCUGCCGCUGCUAUCAUCUUCAACGACUUUGGCUCAGAAAAUCGGGUCAUUCAGAUGUCCCACCCAGGUAUGGAUGCACAAACUAUCGUUGCGGUAAUGAUUGGCAACUUCCGCGGGAUGGAGCUGGUCCAGCUGCUGGAUCAAGGCGUUCCCGUUGCUAUAGCGAUAGAGGUUGGGAAGCAGCACGGCCCCUGGAUGAGUCACUAUUCCGUGUUUUUCGUCUCCAUCUCCUUCUUCAUCGUCACCGCGGCGACGGUCGGCUACUUCAUCUUCUACUCCGCGCGGAGACUCAACAGCCUCAGACAGCAGAACCGCAGUCAGAAAAAGCUGAAAGCUGGCAAGAAGGCGAUUGGCCAGCUACAGGUCCGCACACUGAGACAAGGCGAUCAGGAAAUCGGCCCGGAUGCUGACGCCUGUGCAGUUUGUAUUGAUUCGUAUAAAGCAGGAGUAUUGUCAAUUCUCACAUGCAAGUAUUCAUUAUUCCAUAAAACCUGCAUAGAGCCAUGGCUGCUGGAGCACAGAACCUGCCCAAUGUGCAAGUGUGACAUUCUUAAAGCCCUUGGAGUUGAGUUGGAUGUGGAGGAGCAGCCACAGAUUUCAGUGCCUGAUUUCAGGCCUUUUUCUACCUCUGAGGACCUGCACAGUGAGACGGCCUCACAUACACACAGUGAGACCGCUUCCUCUGGAUAUGCAUCUAUGCAUGGAAAUGAACACCUUGCUCCUCCUGAAGGCACACACAACGAAACACACCCCUCCUUCCCUGAUCUCAACAUCUCCUGCUAA
This is a messenger RNA of Danio aesculapii, 1324 nucleotides long. Its product is annotated as E3 ubiquitin-protein ligase RNF128-like. The record is from RefSeq and is a predicted model, not a curated record. NCBI's taxonomy places the organism in Eukaryota, Metazoa, Chordata, Actinopteri, Cypriniformes, Danionidae.